AUGCUUACUCCCCCUCCGUGAGGAAAACACCAUUAGAAAAUCCCUAUUUUUGACUAAAAACCCUCCUCCGUGAGCGAGCAAAAAUUUUUUAUGAAAACAAAUUUGAUAUAUAAGUGAUAACUAGUAUCAUUAAAUCUUGAGCUAGUUCUGUUUAAUUUUAAACAAAUUACGUUUUAAAACAUAAAUUUUACAAAUUAAAAUAAUAUUUGCCUUCCAAUUUUCAAGAGGUAGGAUUUUUUUUAAUUUUGAAGAAAAAUAAAAUUUCUUUAAAAUUCAUAUAAAAAUUUUUUAAAAAAUAAAUUAACCCUCUCCGUGAGCAAACAAGAUUUUUUUGUGUUCACUCACGAAGAGAUGAAUUAGUCACACAUUGCAUACCCUCCCUGGUGGCGAACGAAUGUCAACUCGAAAAGCUGCCAAAGCAAGAGAAAUAGAGCGAGAAACAGAGCGACUUAAAAUCCAUAUAGAUGAUCUCGAAACAAACCUAGCACUUAACAAAGAAAUGCUCCACGAUAUAUUGUCAAGUAAGCUUAAUGAGUCUAAUUCAGAAGACACAGUCAAUAUUAGCUAUACAGCGCCACGUAUGAUCGAACAGCUUUUAUCCGAAACAAAACAGCUGGAAGAAACCCUUAACUCCCCCCCCCCCCUCCGUGAGUGAACAAAAAAAUUUUGUUCACUCACGGAGGGGGGUUAAUUUUUUUUUUUUAAAAAAUUUUAUAUAUAAAUUUAAAAAAUAUGUUUUUUCGAAAUUUAAAAAAUCCUAAUUCGCAAAAAUUGGAAAGCAAAUAUUAAUUCAAUUUGCAAAAUUUAUGUUUUAAAAAGCAAUUCGUUUAAAUCAAACAGAAUUAGCUCUAUAUUUCAUUAUACUAAUUAUCAUUUAUAUAUCAAAAUUUUUUUCCAUAAAAAAUUUUGUUCACUCACGGAGGUGGGUUUUUUUGGGCAAAAAAUAGCGAUUUUUCUAAUGGUUUUGUUCACUCACGGAGGGGGGGAGUAAGAAACUCAUCACUGACAGAAGUGAUGCCCAAGGGAAAGCUUUGAUAAAUGAACAGAUUUCAGCUGAAUUGCAAAGAAAAGAACAAGAAUUGAUACAAGAAUACGAAGAUAAGUUGCAAGAAAUUAAGUAUCAAAAUGAUAAGAAAGAAAGAAUUAUUUGUGAAUUGAUGACGAGGAAUAAACAAUUGGAAAUUGAUGCUGAAUUAUAUAGAAAAUCGAGGAAUAUGAUAAUUGUUCCUCCGACUGAUGAAAUAUUGGAUUUACAUUGCCAAACUGAAGAAUUAAAAGAAUACAUGCAAAAUCUUGCUAGGGAUCUUUAUCAUGCACAGUCCCAUAGGGACAAGUUGAUGGAAAACUCUAAAAUGUUAUGAAGUGAGUGCCAGAAAAUCGAAGCUCUGCUUAAAAAUCCGAUAAAUAGGAAACAAGGAGUUGAAAGGAGCUACAUUAAUAAUUUAUUUAGUCCGAGAAAAGAUUUUAGCUUUGAGUUCAAAAUUUCUGAUGAAUACAGUGACUCUGAGGAAGACAGCUCAGUAGGUAACGAAUUAUUUGAGUACGGAGAGGUCCUUUAUACAACUCCUAAUAAACAAAGGCCAGUACCUGUACUUGAUUUUGGCAAAAUAAGUUCUAUUACUCUAAUUUGAUAUUAUUCUUGCUAUUUAAUUUUUGUAAGGUGAAAAGAAAUAGUUUUGCAUUAAAGAGUUUUAAGAUAGGCUAAAUGCUAAUAGCAUAAAAAAUAGAACGCUCUCUUAUCAAGAUAAUUAUAGCAAGCCUUCAGCACUAUCUCCUGAAGAGAGAGCGCUAGAAGACAAAAUUGAACUAAUGAAGCAAGAAAUCAAUAAUAUGAAGCAUGAACUGUCAGAAGAAACUGAAAAGCUGUUAAAAUUAUCAAAUGAAAACUCAAAGAUACUUGAAAAAAAUGAAAAAUUGGCAGAAGAAUAUAUACAAUUUAGUCAGAAAAAAGACCAAAUACAAGAUACAAUAUGUAAAAUGCAAAAAAGAGAAAAAAUCAAAAGAGGUGAUAUAACUACUGAAAUAAAAGCAAAUGCUCAAGUCAAUUCAAUUGUUUUUAAAGUAGCAUUAGAAGGGAGCUAUGAAGGAAGCGAAGAAAUUGAAAUAAAGCCUGAAAACUUUUAUGGAAAAGAAAGAAGUUUCCAAGUUUCUGAAUGUAGUGUACAUCAAAUUCAAUAA
Messenger RNA from Blepharisma stoltei, 2178 nucleotides. NCBI's taxonomy places the organism in Eukaryota, Ciliophora, Heterotrichea, Heterotrichida, Blepharismidae. The record is from the annotation of a GenBank genome assembly.